AUGAUUGUUAUUCCAAAUCUUAGUAAACGAUCAGAAGCAGAGACAGUUCUUUACAACAAAUUAAAUUUUUCGAAAAAUUCAGUUAACUAUGAAAAAUGGCUACAAAAAUCAAAUCCGAAAUAUCCAUCAUCGGAAACUGUUCGAAUGGAAAUAGUUAUGAUAUUAAAAGGUCUUAGUAUGGCUACAUUUUGUCCAUCAUUAGCACUAUACUUGAUGGGUAGACAAAAGUUUGAUGUUUAUUGUGAUGUUGGAAAUUACGGUUCGGGAUAUUUAAUAUUCAGUUUCUUUGUCAUUUGGUUAGCAACAGAUUUUUUCGAAUUUUUCUAUCAUCGAAUGGGACAUAUGAUUGAUGUCUUAUGGGACGUACAUAAAUUUCAUCAUCAAUUUUACAAUCCAACACCAUUUGCUGUUAUUGCUGAUGCGUACUUAGAUCAAUUAGUUCGAGCAUCCCCACUACUUCUACUGCCGGCUAUAAUGCCAAUUAAUAUGAAUCUUCUAUUCUUUCAGUUUGCUAUCUUUCUAUAUGGAUAUGGUGUUUAUGUCCAUUCAGGUCACGAAUUCUCCUAUCCGGAUGCGCAUCAUCCAGUCCUAAAUACUUCUUUUCAGCAUUAUUUACACCAUGCCAUAUCAAUUAAAAAUAAACCAUAUCAUACAGGAUUUUUUUUCAAAAUAUGGGAUCAACUCUUUGGUAGUGUUUUUCCACGAGAAAAAUGUUUGUGUGUCAAAUGUCAACAUGCACAAGGACAAGGUACUCGAGAAGAAUAUGACAAAGUAGAAAAGCCAGACUAUCGGGUGAUGUUACAAUGGAAUUUUUGGCUUAAUACUAAAACAGCUUGA
Messenger RNA from Rotaria sp. Silwood2, 837 nucleotides. NCBI's taxonomy places the organism in Eukaryota, Metazoa, Rotifera, Eurotatoria, Philodinida, Philodinidae. The record is from the annotation of a GenBank genome assembly.